Globicephala melas (long-finned pilot whale) is the source of this 7402-nucleotide messenger RNA. RefSeq names its product ankyrin 1 (gene ANK1). Lineage: Eukaryota; Metazoa; Chordata; Mammalia; Artiodactyla; Delphinidae. The record is from RefSeq and is a predicted model, not a curated record. Gene Ontology annotation, molecular function: protein binding. Gene Ontology annotation, biological process: signal transduction. Gene Ontology annotation, cellular component: cytoplasm.
CGCCGCCUUCCCGCGGCGGGGAACGCCGCUCUCCGCUCCGCCGGCGCGCAGACUCCUUUUUUUCCUCCCCGGGAGGGUGUCGCCACCUGGAUCGCCAAGUGUGAGGGGUCCGGGAGGCGGGGACCGAGCGGGGCACCGUGGCCGGCCAUGGCUCAAGCGGCCAAACAGCUGAAGAAAAUCAAAGACAUCGAGGCGCAGGCCCUCCAGGAGCAGAAGGAGAAGGAGGAAUCCAAAAGGAAGCGGAGGAACCGCUCCCGUGAACGAAAGAAGAAGGCCGAUGCUGCUACCAGCUUUCUGAGGGCAGCAAGAUCAGGUAACUUGGACAAAGCUUUGGACCACCUGCGGAACGGGGUAGACAUUAACACCUGUAAUCAGAAUGGGCUGAACGGCUUGCAUCUGGCCUCUAAAGAAGGCCACGUGAAGAUGGUGGUCGAACUUCUGCACAAAGAGAUCAUCCUGGAAACGACAACCAAGAAGGGGAACACGGCGCUGCACAUCGCCGCCCUGGCGGGUCAGGACCAGGUGGUGCGGGAGCUCGUCAACUAUGGCGCCAACGUCAACGCCCAGUCACAGAAAGGCUUUACACCCCUGUACAUGGCAGCACAAGAGAAUCACUUGGAGGUGGUUAAGUUUUUGCUGGAAAACGGAGCUAAUCAGAAUGUAGCCACAGAAGACGGCUUCACCCCUCUGGCCGUGGCCCUGCAGCAGGGCCACGAGAACGUGGUGGCGCACCUCAUCAACUACGGGACGAAGGGGAAGGUGCGCCUGCCGGCCCUGCACAUCGCGGCCCGCAACGAUGACACGCGGACGGCCGCGGUGCUGCUGCAGAACGACCCCAACCCCGACGUGCUUUCCAAGACGGGAUUCACCCCCCUCCACAUUGCAGCUCAUUACGAGAACCUCAACGUGGCCCAGCUGCUCCUCAACCGGGGAGCCAGUGUCAACUUCACGCCCCAGAACGGCAUCACGCCGCUGCACGUUGCUUCCCGCAGGGGGAACGUGAUCAUGGUGCGGCUUCUGCUGGACCGCGGGGCCCAGAUAGAAACAAGGACCAAGGAUGAAUUGACACCUCUCCACUGUGCAGCUCGGAAUGGGCACCUGCGAAUCUCAGAGAUCCUGCUGGACCACGGGGCGCCCAUCCAAGCCAAAACCAAGAAUGGCUUGUCCCCAAUCCACAUGGCGGCUCAGGGAGACCACCUUGACUGUGUCCGACUCCUAUUGCAAUACAAUGCAGAGAUAGACGACAUCACACUGGACCACCUGACCCCGCUCCACGUGGCUGCCCACUGCGGCCACCACAGGGUGGCCAAGGUCCUUUUGGAUAAAGGGGCCAAACCAAACUCCAGAGCCCUGAAUGGCUUUACCCCCUUACACAUCGCCUGCAAGAAGAACCAUAUCCGCGUCAUGGAGCUGCUGCUGAAGACGGGGGCCUCCAUUGAUGCUGUCACUGAGUCUGGCCUGACACCCCUCCACGUGGCCUCCUUCAUGGGGCACCUGCCCAUCGUGAAGAGCCUGCUGCAGCGGGAAGCAUCGCCCAACGUCUCCAAUGUGAAAGUGGAGACCCCGCUACACAUGGCAGCCAGAGCAGGACACACAGAAGUGGCCAAAUAUUUGCUCCAGAACAAAGCCAAAGUCAAUGCCAAGGCCAAGGAUGACCAGACCCCACUUCACUGUGCAGCUCGCAUUGGCCACACAAACAUGGUGAAGCUCCUGCUAGAAAACGACGCCAACCCCAACCUGGCCACCACUGCCGGGCACACCCCCCUGCACAUCGCGGCCCGAGAGGGCCACGUGGAAACGGCCCUGGCCCUUCUGGAAAAGGGGGCGUCCCAGGCGUGCAUGACCAAGAAAGGAUUUACCCCUCUCCACGUGGCAGCCAAGUACGGGAAGGUGCGCGUGGCACAGCUGCUACUGGAGCAUGACGCGCACCCAGACGCCGCCGGGAAGAAUGGCCUGACGCCCCUGCAUGUCGCCGUGCACCACAACCACCUGGACAUUGUCAAACUGCUGCUUCCCCGGGGCAGCUCCCCGCACAGCCUGGCCUGGAACGGCUACACCCCUCUGCACAUCGCUGCCAAGCAGAACCAGAUGGAGGUGGCCCGCAACCUGCUGCAGUACGGGGGCUCGGCGAACGCAGAGUCCGUGCAAGGCGUGACACCCCUCCACCUGGCGGCCCAGGAGGGUCACACGGACAUGGUGGCUCUCCUGCUCUCCAAACAGGCCAACGGCAACCUGGGCAACAAGAGUGGACUCACUCCCCUUCAUCUGGUCGCACAAGAAGGUCACGUUCCAGUGGCAGACGUGCUGAUCAAACAUGGUGUCACGGUGGACGCCGCCACCCGGAUGGGUUACACUCCACUCCACGUGGCGAGCCAUUAUGGGAAUAUCAGGCUGGUGAAGUUCCUGCUACAGCACCAGGCGGACGUCAAUGCCAAGACGAAGCUCGGAUACAGUCCCCUGCACCAGGCAGCUCAACAAGGCCAUACAGACAUCGUGACACUGCUUCUCAAAAAUGGUGCUUCCCCAAACGAGGUCAGCUCGAAUGGAACCACACCUCUGGCCAUAGCCAAGCGCUUGGGCUACAUUUCUGUAACAGACGUGCUCAAGGUUGUCACCGAUGAAACCAGUGUCGCGUUGGUCAGCGACAAGCACCGGAUGAGCUUCCCCGAGACGGUGGAUGAGAUCCUGGACGUCUCUGAAGAUGAAGGAACUGCUCAUAUAACUAUAAUGGGGGAAGAACUUGUUGGCUUCAAGGCUGAGAAGCAGGAUACCAGGGAUAUAGAUGAAGAGAAAGAGCUGCUGGAUUUUGUGCCGAAGCUGGACCAAGUGGUGGAAUCCCCAGCCAUCCCUCGGAUUCCUUGCGUCACACCUGAGACAGUGCUGAUCAGAUCUGAAGAGCCAGAGCAGGCGUCUAAGGAGUAUGAUGAAGACUCGCUGAUCCCCAGCAGCCCGGCCACAGAGACCUCAGACAACAUCAGCCCGGUGGCCAGCCCUGUGCACACAGGGUUCCUGGUGAGCUUCAUGGUGGACGCCCGCGGGGGCUCCAUGCGGGGCAGCAGGCACAAUGGCCUGAGGGUGGUGGUCCCGCCCCGGACGUGCGCAGCACCCACUCGCAUCACCUGCCGCCUGGUGAAGCCCCAGAAGCUGCCCACGCCGCCCCCGCUGGCCGAGGAGGAGGGCCUGGCCAGCAGGGUCAUCGCCCUGGGCCCCACGGGAGUCCAGUUCCUGAGCCCUGUCAUCGUGGAGGUCCCCCACUUCGCCUCCCAAGGCCGUGGGGACCGCGAGCUCGUGGUGCUGCGGAGUGAAAACGGCUCCGUGUGGAAGGAACACAAGAACCGCUACGGAGAAAGCUACCUGGAUCAGAUCCUCAAUGGGAUGGACGAAGAGCUGGGGAGCCUGGAGGAGCUGGAGAAGAAGAGGGUCUGCCGCAUCGUUACCACCGACUUCCCCUUGUACUUCGUGAUUAUGUCAAGGCUCUACCAGGACUACGACACCAUCGGCCCCGAGGGGGGCUCCCUGAAAAGCACGCUUGUCCCCCUGGUGCAGGCCACCUUCCCAGAAAAUGCUGUCACCAAGAAAGUGAAGCUGGCCCUGCAGGCCCAGCCCGUACCCGAUGAGCUGGUCACCAAACUCCUGGGCAACCAGGCCACGUUCAGCCCCAUUGUCACCGUGGAGCCGAGGCGCCGCAAGUUCCACCGCCCCAUCGGGCUUCGCGUCCCACUGCCGCCCUCCUGGACGGAUAACCCUCGGGACAGCGGGGAGGGAGACACCACCAGCCUGCGGCUGCUCUGCAGCGUCAUUGGAGGGACAGACCAGGCCCAGUGGGAAGACAUCACGGGGACCACCAAGCUCAUGUACGCCAACGAGUGCGCCACCUUCACCACCAACGUCUCUGCCAGGUUCUGGCUGUCGGACUGCCCUCGGACGGCUGAAGCUGUGAACUUCGCCACCCUGCUGUACAAGGAGCUCACCGCGGUGCCCUACAUGGCCAAGUUUGUCAUUUUCGCCAAGAUGAACGACCCCCGAGAAGGGCGACUGCGCUGCUACUGCAUGACGACAGAUGACAGGGUGGACAAGACGCUGGAGCAGCACGAGAACUUCGUGGAGGUGGCCCGGAGCAGGGACAUAGAGGUUUUGGAAGGAAUGCCCCUCUUCGCAGAGCUCUCCGGGAACCUGGUGCCCAUCAAGAAGGCCGCGCAGCAGCGGAGUUUCCUCUUCCAGUCUUUCCGGGAGAGCCGGUUGGCCAUUCCUGUCAAGGUGAGGGACAGCAGUCGAGAUCCAGCAGGGUCCUUGUCAUUCCUGCGCAAGGCGAUGAAGUACGAGGACACGCAGCACAUCCUCUGCCACCUAAACAUCACCAUGCCACCCUGCACCAAGGGCAGUGGAGCCGAUGACCGGAGGAGGACCCUGACGCCACUGGCCCUGAGAUACAGCAUCCUCAGCGAGUCCACAUUGGGUGUCCUCAGCGGCGCAGACCGGGCUGACAUGAAGAUGGCUAUUAUAUCAGAGCACCUGGGCCUCAGCUGGGCCGAGCUGGCCCGCGAGCUGCAGUUCAGCGUGGAUGACAUCAACAGGAUCCGCGUGGAGAACCCCAACUCCUUGCUGGAGCAGAGCGUGGCCUUGUUGAACCUCUGGGUCAUCCGUGAAGGCCAAGAUGCAAAGAUGGAGAACCUGUACGCGGCCCUGCGGCACAUCGACCGCGGCGAGAUCGUGAACAUGCUGGAGGGCUCGGGCAGGCAGGGCCGCAACCUGAAGCCCGACCGCCGGCCCACGGACCGGGACUACUCGUCGUCCCCCUCCCAGAUGAAUGGUGAGUGUCUCCUGGACGAAGGGGCCGAGCCGCCGCCUCCUGACCCUCCCUGGAACCUUCUCUCCCGGUGACCGGAGACGUCACACUCUGAAUGCUUCUGUGCUUCCUGGCUGCUCUGUCGCCUGUCAGCCCUUCUGAACCCCCUCGUCCAGCAGGUGUCCCGGCAAACGCAGGCCGUGUGCCCUGUGUGCACGCUCCCCCAGGCCGGAGCAGACGCUCAGAAGCAGACGCCCGCUUGGUCCAUCCUGCCUUUCUGGGCACCAGAGCUGGCUUCUGUGUAUUUUUCCUGCCUUCUUUGCAGUCCCAGGAAGACCAUCCCACAUGUGGGUGCCCUUCUGGCCCGGAGAGAAGGAGCAGGAGGGAUCAGAGGUGGAAGGACAGGGGGACAGCAGCCUCCUGCGCUUCCUCUGGCUUUCUGUCCUGGGCCGGCCCAGGCCUCUGCGCCGAUGGCCACGGCGGCACCUUGCCUCCUCUGUGCUUUACCUCGUUCUCUGCUCGUCUCAGCCUCCCUGUGGGCACUCGAGGCAGGGACUGGUUGCUCUGUGGUGUCAGGAAGAUAGGAACCUGAGGUCUCUUGUCCUGCCUUCCUGGCUCUUCUUGCUGUGUUUGCCUGGACUGGCCAGAGCAGAAGGGGCUUUAAGUCAAAAAGCAAGUUUGCUUCUCUUGCACAGGAGGGAACUACCCCAGGCCCUUGGAAUAAACAUGAAAAAAAAUUGCCCGUGGAGCGAAAAAAAAGCAUGUUCCUAAAAAUAAAACAGAUUUCUCAUGUAAAAGGAAAAAAUGGACAUCUCACAUCCUGUUUGGUCAACUCCAUUUGGUGUGAUGAGUUGGACACAAUGUCUACUUAGAAAUACAGUAUGUCUCAUUUCUACGGACUCUUAGUGAACACAGCUAGUGAAGUGCGGCUCCUGCCUGAGUUAGGGUUGUCUGUCCACCCUUGUCUGGUUUGCUGCUGACAUCAAACUAGUGGGGGCAGCGUUAGGCCUAGGUUAACAGAGAUCCAGUGUGACAGCCCAGAUGAGGGGAGGCUGGGGGGCGGGCCACUGCUGGACGGCUCUGCUCCAAAGCUGUGUGUUUGGUUGCCUGUUACCUGAUUUCCCCAAAAGGCAACCCCAGAGAGGAGAGCUCUAGACUGAGGGAUGGGCUGGUGACCCAGGUAUGGCAGGGCCACGUGAGACUGCCAGAGAGACAGGCACUUCUGGAGCUCAACCCAGGGGACUCAGCAAACCUUCCUGUGCUGUGGUCCACCCCAGACUGUGUGAGACGGCCCUCGCUGAGCAUGGCCCCUAUGAGCAGUAAUCCCCACUCCACUGAGUAUGGACACCUACAGCCCCAGAUCCACGCUUCGGGGGUGAGAGUGGGGUCAGCGGGGUCUUCUGGAGACUGAGAGGGAGCAGGGGGCGUAGCCCCUAAACACUGCGACCAGGGGAGGGCCUCCAGGACAAAACACAAGGCAGAAAGAAGUCCUGGGGGAGGGUUGCACAAGUUCCCUUCAUGGACACAUUUUUGCUUGGGUGAAAUUCCAUUCACAUGAACCCCAGGAAGUUUCAAGGUGGAAAAGUCACCAAGAAUGAGCCUCGGGUGUUCUGUGACCAGCAGAGUUACCCUCUCCCAGCCUUUAUGAAGUCUUACUGAGAUUCCCAGGAGUGAACAUGUUUAUCCGGCCGUAUCUGAGGGACUGUCUGUGAUGCAUCCACUUCUGGCCAAGAUGAGGCAACAGGGACUGAAUAUACGCUCCUGCUUGAAAGCAAAAAAUGGACAAAUUAUAUGAAACAACGGUUUUCGAGACAUUGGACAUCAGGCAGCAAAGGACAGUGAUCUAUGAGACAUGGAAAAUAAGUGAGGUGAACCCUACAGUUGCCUAGAUCACUGCCUCGAAAGAGUUUCUAAGUCAUGGCAGAAGGAAGAGAAAUCCAAGAAGACUCCCUGGUUCAGGAGAAGUCGCUGGGAGUCCAAGGAGACCAGGGCAGCUAGAGUUCCCUAGAGAGACAGCUGCACACAGAGAGAGCUCUGGAGACCUCCAGAAGGUUCCCCGCAAGUUUUGGUUGAAUAUUCAUCAUCUGUUCCCAAUAGGCAGACUGAUCGUUCACAGACACUGCAUAGGGAGCACAGAAUGGUCCUGUCUCGGAAAUGGAGAGUGAUUAGCCCUAGGUUGGUCAAUGCUCCUACCUAAUAAACCUUGAAAGCAAAACUCAAAAGGAUCAAACUGUUUCCAAGGAACUCAACUACAUAACAGAGCAAAGUUCAAGAAUUGUUAUAGGGAUACAAAAAUACCCAGCACCCAACUAGAUAAAAGUCACAACAUCCAAUUAAAGAUUACCAGACAUACAUACAAAGAGGCAGGGAAACACAACCCAUAAUAAGGAGAAAAGUCAAUCAACUGAAACUGACGCAGAUAUUAGAAUUAGCAGACAAGAAUGGUAAAGCAGUUAAUAACUAUUUCAGAUGUUUAAAAAGUGAAGUAGAGACUUGGAAGAUUUUUUUUUUUUGACUGUGUUGGGUCUUCAUUGCUGCGCAUGGGCUUUCUCUAGUUGCAGCGAGCGGGGGCUACUCUUUGUUGCAGUGCGCAGGCUUCUCAUUGUGGUGGCUUCU